GCACUUUCUGCUUAUCUUAGGAGGCCUGCUGUGGAGAAGGAGGAGAUUGGCAUAGUUAAGAUGCACGAUCUAAGCCAAACCCUCUUUAGCUGACUUUUUCAUUGGUUUCCUUUGCAUCAAAAUCCAUUUUUAAAUCUAUUUAGUAACCACAGGGCCCUGCACCCCAACCCAGCCCUGGAGGCCGCUGUGGAGAUAAUGCCCUUUCUCAUUUCUCUCCAGCGUCUUGCUCUUCCCACUGGAGAACCCACAGGAAUAUAAAUACCAGAAGGCAGCCUUGAAAGCAGGCCUUGUUUGCUGGCCCUCGACUGCACGAAGACUCACUUGUCUGCCUCCUUCCCUGCCCAAGGGUGGGCUGGAUUUUUUGGAGAGUGGGAAGCCCUGGGGCCCUUUUGUGCUGCUCCUGAGACCAGAAGAGACAACAAAUCUGACUCAUUGACGAGACCAUAAUCUGAUUGCAAAGAUGUGUUCUACGAACCCAGGCAACUGGGUCACCUUUGAUGAUGAUGCCGCUUUUCAAUCUUCUCAAAAGCCAAAGAAUUUUCCUCUGGAGAAUCAAGGCAUCUGUAGGCCAAAUGGACUUAAGCUGAAUCUCUCUGGUCCUAAGGAAUUUCCCAGUGGCUCUUCCUCCACUAGCAGUACCCCUCUCUCCUCUCCCAUCAUCGACUUUUAUUUCAGUCCAGGACCUCCAAGUAACUCUCCUCUUUCUACACCCACCAAAGACUUCCCAGGUUUUCCUGUUAUCCCCAAAGCAGGAACUCAUGUGCUUUAUCCUAUUCCGGAGUCAUCUUCAAGCAGCCCACUUACACCAGGAGGAGGUUCCUCCUUUUUGCCUGCGAGGCCAUGUCUGUCCCAUGCUUCAUCACCCAGUGACCACUCAGGUACACAUCCAGCUCCCAAAGUGGGUCUUGCAGAUGAAAUUAGCCCUCACCAGGCUGCAAACCCGGGGCUCCAAAGUGAUACCUCCCAGUUUCAAUAUUUUCGUGAGGACUGUGCUUUCUCAAGUCCAUUUUGGAAAGAUGAGGGCAGCGCUUCCCAGGUCACCAUUGAUCCUCCAGGAAGCAGAAAGACAUUCCCAUCAAGGGGCAAAGAGAUACCUAUGGAGCAAAAAAGCCUAAAUCAAUGUUCUCUCAGCUACAUUUGUGAGAAGCUUGAGCAUCUCCAGUCAUCUGAGUACCAAGACUCCCUUGGAAGUUUGUCAAUACAGUGUCUGCAUGCUGAAGACACUGCCUCUUCCUUUGUUCCCCACACACUCUUCAGAAGUCAGCUCAAAACUGGAUGGUCUUUCAUGCUGAGAAUUCCUGAGAAGAAGAACAUGAUGUCUUCCCGGCAGUGGGGACCCAUUUUUCUCAAAGUCUUACCUGGAGGAAUUAUGCAAAUGUAUUAUGAGAGGGGGUUAGAGAAACCAUUUAAAGAGUUACAGCUAGAUCCACAUUGCAGGCUUUCUGAACCCAAAGUUGAGAACUUCAGUGUGGCAGGAAAAAUCCAUACUGUGAAGAUUGAACAUGUAUCUUACACAGAAAAAAGGAAAUACCAUUCUAAGACAGAACUAGUUCAUGAACCAGACAUAGAACAGAUGCUGAAGUUGGGGUCUACAGAGUACCGGGACUUCCUUGAUUUUCUGACGACUGUGGAGGAGGAGCUGAUGAAGCUGCCAGCUGUUCCAAAACCCAAAAAGAACUAUGAGGAACAAGAAAUUUCCCUGGAAAUUGUGGACAACUUUUGGGGAAAAAUCACAAAAGAAGAAGGAAAAUUGGUGGAAAGUGCUGUGAUAACUCAAAUCUGUUGCCUCUGUUUUGUGAAUGGGAACACAGAAUGCUUUUUAACCUUGAAUGACCUUGAGUUGCAGAAGCGAGAUGAACACUAUUUUGAAAAAGACCCAGAAAAGAAGGGGAUUGUUAUUCUGGACUAUCAUUUUCAUAAGUCCGUGAAAGCACAAGAAUUUGAACAAUCAAGAAUCAUUAAGUUUGUACCCCUGGAUGCCUGCCGGUUUGAACUGAUGCGUUUUAAGACUUUGUACCAUGGAGAAGAUCUUCCCUUUUCUCUGAAGUCUACAGUUGUGGUCCAGGGGGCAUAUGUGGAGCUUCAGGCCUUUGUCAACAUGGUCCCGUCGCAGGCCAGUUCCUCGAGGUCCUGUGACAACAUAAUGAUACACUUUCCUGUCCCAUCACAGUGGAUUAAGGCUCUCUGGACCAUGAACCUCCAGAGGCAGAAGUCCCUGAAAGCCAAGAUGAAUCGCCGGGCAUGUCUGGGGAGUUUACAAGAGCCUGAGUCUGAACCUGUCAUACAGGUCACUGUGGGGUCAGCGAAAUAUGAGAGUGCUUACCGGGCUGUGGUGUGGAAGAUCGACCGGCUUCCCGAUAAAAAUUCAAGUCCUGAUCACCCCCAUUGUUUGUCAUACAAAUUAGAACUUGGAUCAGACCAAGAAAUCCCCUCUGACUGGUAUCCAUUUGCUACUGUUCAGUUUGGGAUGCUUGACACCUGUGCCUCACGGACAGAGGUCAGGUCCUUGGGGGUGGAGAGUGAUGUCCAACCACAGAAACACUUCCAGCAGCGAUCCUGCUACAACAUCCAGGUUGAAAUAGAAAAGAAGUGGAUUAAAAUUGACGGAGAAGACCCAGAAAAAGCUGGUGACUGCGUCACGCAGUAGGAGCAGCCAGAGUAAACGAUGACCACCCAGUUUUCAAAUAUGUAAUUCACAGAAAGUGACCCAGCUGAAAUUCUGCUGCCAUACAGUGGAAAUGACUUCUGAAUAGAGGUCCAAUGUCUGUGGUUAGGGAAGUUUAGCCCUGAAACUGAACAAUUUAUAUUUUAUGCUUUUGCUAUGUUUGUGCCUAGGGGUUUGAUCUAAAAUAUGUCUAUAACUUGUGUGAUGUUUGCUUCCUAUUGAUACUCAAAGGCACUGUUAUUCAGUGUGUUACCCGACAGCCAGCUUGGGUGAAGGGCUUUUGAUUUGUGAUUACUCAGUGGCUGAUUGUUUUGCACCCUGGAUUACCUAGUGCCAUCUUUCUUGUCCUCCAGCACCUUCUCGCUGUGUUAGCACCUGUACUGGAGGGUAAGGCAAAUGAGACAUCACCAAAAUAUUUAAUUACUCUCUGACUCAUCUUUUAAACGCAGCUGUUAUUGGAACCACAACCGAGGAGUUGUGGAAAUACCUGCAAUUUUGAAUUAUUUAAUCUCCCUGUCCUCUUACUGUUAUAGGGCAGCCCCGAAUUGGUGACUAAUCAUAUUUGGUACCUGCCUUCCCCCAACUGUAUUAUCAUUUUCAGAAUGUAUUUCUAUUUUGGCGUGUGCUGCAAAGAAGCUAUUUCAGUUGACAUACAUAUUUUAGCGCAAGUCACUAAGACUUACUGCCUUUUGCUUGGAGAAAUUCCUUUCAAAAUGGAAUCCCAGUGUUGGACACUAGUUAAAAUAUUUAUGUACAUUAAAGAUGAAUUUUUAAAGUUCAUGAAUAUUGUUUCCCAAAAGAAUAGAUUCUAAAAAUAUAUUUUGAUAAAGUAUUAUUUGUAAUUAACGCAAGCCUCUCUUGAGUAGAAGUCUAAAUCAUGUUAUGAUUAUUUUAUGCUAGCUCUGCUGUUGUUCUAUUAAUGCUAAUUCUGCUUAACUUAGAGUAUUUUUCCUUAAAAGAUGGCAAAGUGAAAUAUACUAGAUUAAAUCUAUCUAGAAUUCCAAGAGGUGUCAUUCUGUGUUUUACAGUUAGAUAAAUCCUUGGUUUCUAAGGAAAAGCCAAUGGCAUUAGCAUUUAUAAUUCUGGUAAUGCUUUCCUUUCAGUAUUUACAGUGAAAGGACAGACUUUUAAAAUUUAUGAAAUUUAUAUUCUAGGUAUUUUUUUAGCCUGAAAAACAAAGCCUUCCAUGUGGUAUUAAUAGACCCUCCAGUUACGUUGAAUCUUAAAUAUGAUUAGGAGGUAUUUUUCUCUAUUUACUACAUUUGUUUUGAGUCAAAACAGAUAUAAUAAUGUUCUUCCAAAUAACAUUUAUUUGUUGGGCCACAGAAUUUAUGUCAUACGUUUUGUUUAAUAUUGUACUAUAUUCAUUUUAAUUUGUUAAAAAAUGAAUUAAAACAAACAUUUAUGAUGGUCAGUAUCAAUCAGCAGAUUUUAUUGCUUUUCAUUAUUUACUAUAUAUAAAGGCAAAGCUGUUAGAAGUUGACUGUUCAAAUGAAUUGGCAUUGCACUUUUUAACUCUACUUGACACAUUGCUCAUGUCAUACACUUGAGGUUCAUGGUUGAUUUAUAGGAGGACAAUCUAUGUGUGCAUCAUUAAAAAAAAUAUUCUACCUUCUUCUCUCCUUAUCUGGUAUGGCACAUUCAGGAGUGACAGCCGUCUGCUCAGAACAAAUAUGGAGGUGGGGGCCUCCCUGGUGGCCUACGGGUUAAGUCUCAGCUCUACCACUGUAUUCACCCACCUCUACUGCCUGAGUUCAAUCCCAGGCAAGGGAGUUAACCCACAUGCUGCAGCAGACCUCUCCUGUGUCACCCAAUGCUCCUCUUAGCAGUGUAUUCAGUAGAUCUGUCUGUUCUGCUCCCCAGUCUCUCUCUGGUGAAUCCUCUUACCCCUACACCUCUGGCUACAACACCACCCUGUUCUUUGAUGCAAUAAAUACAUAAAAACAAACAAGCAAACCCCCCACCUCCAAAACAAAUAUGGAAUUGGCUGUAUCUGAUGCUGCUUCAUAUUCUCAGGGAAGUUCACUAGGUUAAUUCCUGCCAUUUCUUUUAAAUCUGUUUUAUGACAUACUGCCAAAACAAGAACGAAGAUUCUGAUUUGGAUGUAUUUAAUGAAAUUAACAUUACAAACAAAUUCAGCAAAAUGUUUCAAUUAAUUGCCCCUCUUCCACAGGUUGCCUAGUCUCUGUGGGCACCUUACUCUUGGGGUUGUUGAUUCACCAUCCGUCAGGGUUGUAGGAGAUUCAGUGUUGGAAAUAGAGUAAUAAAGGCUGAUUGAAGCCCAAAUUGAGUUUCUGUGGCAAUAUUAAAGGUUGAUGGCAUUAACAACAGGGUACUACAGCAUAAUUGUUAAUUUGCACAUCUAUUAGGAUCCUUAAAUAUUCAUUACUUAGUAUUAAGUUAACAUUCUGUGUAGGAAGAAGAGACUUUUUAAUAUAAUUCUCUGACCUCAGAAAUGGCAGGAGGUCAAAUGUGACCACAGUGCUGUAAGUAAAAAAUCAGGUAGGGUCCAUUUAGACUUACAAAUUAAGAAGCAGAAUCUUCUUUGCCAGAAAGUAAAUGAAGAUUCUCAAAGCAACAAUGAUGAUGACAAGGGGCCCUACUUUUAAAAUUGAGAAGUGAGAAAGGCAGCAUUUUAACUUAGGUAAUUUCGAUCAGUCCUGCAUGAGUUUGACCAGUUGGCGGACUGAUGCAAUGGCAGACUUCCAAGGAGUUGUCCAGUUUGUGACUGGUUGUUCUGUUCUAAUCUGGUCUUUUGUCCUGUAGGUGAAAGGGUCAUAUGAACUUUGUAAAUGAAUUCAUGGCUUGAUGUUUACUUAAUCAGUUGUGCAGAUUUGAAUUUAGGAUGUUUUCUCCUUCUAUGGGAAUAGAUAUAGUUCAUUCAUUGAAAAAUAUUUAAAAAAAGAUACUUUCCAGUACAUAAAGGCUGAAAUUUUUUACCUGAUUUAUAUAUUAAACAGGUCUAGGGUUUAAGUUCCCUUCAUUCUGGAGUUGUGUUUAGAUACAACCAUUUUUCUUAUAAAUUUAGCUAGAAGGCCUUCCUUAAUAAUGACUAAAUAUUAUAUCUUAAAAUAUUAUUUUGUGUCAUAGCAAUACAAAUAUAAAUCAGAUGGAGCCUUAAUAAUCAUGUAACAAAACAUUUUGUAGAUUGCAUAUUGAUUUUUCAAAAUUAAAGAUGUAUUU
Talpa occidentalis (Iberian mole) is the source of this 5848-nucleotide messenger RNA. It is a transcript of the gene STON1, whose product is annotated as stonin 1. Gene Ontology annotation, biological process: clathrin-dependent endocytosis; synaptic vesicle endocytosis; regulation of endocytosis. The transcript has 4 exons. Gene Ontology annotation, cellular component: AP-2 adaptor complex; synaptic vesicle. The coding region runs from base 461 to 2647 and encodes 728 amino acids. The record is from RefSeq and is a predicted model, not a curated record. Gene Ontology annotation, molecular function: clathrin-cargo adaptor activity. NCBI's taxonomy places the organism in Eukaryota, Metazoa, Chordata, Mammalia, Eulipotyphla, Talpidae.